AUGAAGAUCUCCAUCAUCAUCGCGGGCCUCCUUACACUCGCAGCUGCCGCUCCUGCACCAGCUCCUGAAAUCAACUUCGUCGUUGACGUUGCUGCCCUUGAGGAAGCGGUCGCAUCAUCUACCCUCGAAACGGUUGAUUUUAUUUCCAUAAUCGAGAAGAAAGACACUGGGGCCAUGGAUAUGUCCAAGCGUGCUAGUUGCUCUGCCUUGCAAUUUUGCAGCGGAGGCAAAUGCAGACAAAUCCAAUGCACCCCAAUAGGAACAACUACUACCUGUAUUACAUUUACAUUUGGAAACUGUUAA
Molecule: messenger RNA, 303 nt
Organism: Pseudogymnoascus verrucosus
Lineage: Eukaryota; Fungi; Ascomycota; Leotiomycetes; Thelebolales; Thelebolaceae
Exons: 1
Coding region: 1-303 (100 amino acids)
Source: RefSeq, a predicted model, not a curated record